AUGGCCCUCGUGCCUCCCGCGGCAGACGGCAUGAACAUCAUCUGGUCAGAAACAUUUCAAGGAAACGCCGGCUCACCGCCUCGAAGCGACACCUGGGACGUGGCCUUGGCCAUCGACACGAACAACGAUGUCCAGAUUUACACCGCAUCAUCAUGGAACCUCCAGAUAUCCGGCGGCGAGACUAUCCAGCUCAUCCCUCGCAAGUCAGCAAGCGGCGUCUGGACAUCUGCGCGCAUCGAAACCAAGGCAGCAUGGACCCCUCAGCCGGGAGGAAGAAUGAGGGUCCAGUCCAUGUUCAGGAUGGGCGACAACGCAAACAAGCAGGGCAUGUGGCCCGCGUUUUGGAUGCUCGGUGAUGCUGUCCGCCACGGAACCCAAUGGCCUCUCUGCGGUGAGCUCGACAUUUUCGAGCAGAUUAACGGCCAGCUCUCCGCGACGGGCACUGUCCAUUGCCAACAGGAGUCUGGCGGCAUCUGCAACGAGCCCGCCGGUCGCGGCGUGGCCACUUCCAUCCCCGACAACAGUUGGCACACUUGGGCUUUGGAAUGGGACCGCACUUCGAACAACUGGGCCACAGAGACCAUCACAUGGAUGCGCGACGGUGUCGUAUUCAACCAGCUCAAGGGCAGCGAUAUUGGGGACGAGGGUAUUUGGGCGACCCUCGCUCACAAGCCCUACUAUGUGCUCAUGAAUGUGGCAGUUGGCGGUACAUUGCCGGGUCCUCCUACCGAUGCUACGCAAGAUGGCUAUGGUAGCAUGAUGGAGAUUGGUUAUCUUGCUGUCUACCAGUCCCCGUAA
Colletotrichum spaethianum is the source of this 798-nucleotide messenger RNA. RefSeq names its product glucan endo-1,3-beta-glucosidase A1. The record is from RefSeq and is a predicted model, not a curated record. Gene Ontology annotation, molecular function: hydrolase activity, hydrolyzing O-glycosyl compounds. Bases 1 to 798 code for a protein of 265 amino acids. NCBI's taxonomy places the organism in Eukaryota, Fungi, Ascomycota, Sordariomycetes, Glomerellales, Glomerellaceae. Gene Ontology annotation, biological process: carbohydrate metabolic process. The transcript is spliced from 2 exons.